UAAAGUGUAGGACAAAUGAGAAUUUUACAUGCAAUGUAUACCAGUGGAUUUUAACACAUUAAUUGAUGGCUGGAGAGCCCCAAAGAUCAGAAUAAUCCCUGGUUUAAGCACAGUCAGUAGACAGAAUUAGAAAUAUUAUUAUCAUUUAACAAAGAAAAUAACCAAUAAGUUUUUGCAUUUAUUUAUCAUAAUCACUCAUUAUAUAUCACAAUGCACAAAUUUUAUUUAGUUAUAUUUUAGCACCUAUAAUAUUUAUACAUAUGUUCAAAGCUGGCAACAGACCUAGGCCAGGAUUUUGGCCCAGAAGAUCAUGCCAGGUCUUGCAAAUAUACACGGGUUGGUUAGUAACUUUGCAGAUGACACCAAGAUAGCUGAGGUCAUUGACUGUGAAGAAGUUGUAAAAGUAUACAUCGGCAUAAAGAUCAGCUCUAGAAAUGGACGGGCAAAUGGAGUUUAAUCCAAGCAAGUAUGUAAUGUUGCACUUUGGGAGGUCAAAUGUAAGGGGAAAAUAUACAAUUAAUGGCAAGACCCUUAACAGCAGUCUGAAGAAGGGUGUCGGCCCGAAACGUCGCCUAUUUUCUUCGCUCCAUAGAUGCUGCUGCACCCGCUGAGUUUCUCCAGCAAUUUUGUGUACCUUCGAUCUUCCAGCAUCUGCAGUUCCUUCUUGAACCCCUUAACAGCAUUGAUGUACAGACGGAUCUUGCGGUUCAAGUCCAUAACUCCAUGAAAGUGGCAACACAAGUCGAUAAAGAGUGGUAAAGAAGGCAUAUAGUAUGCUUGUUUUUGUAUUUGGGGCAUUGAGAACAUGAGACAGGAAGUUAUACUGCAGCUUCAUAGGAAUUUGAUUAGGCAGCAUUUGGAGUUCUGGUCGCCCCAUUACAGUUAGGAUGUGGAGGCUUUAGAAAGGGUGGAGAGAAGGUUUGCUCGAAUAACGCCUGGAUUAGGGGGUAUUAGCUGUAGGGGGAGAUUGGACUGACUUGAAUUUUUUUGACUCUGGAACGCUGGCGGUUGCGGGCAGACCUGAUAGAAUGAAAUUAUGAAAGGCAUAGACGGGGUAGACAGAACCUUUCCUAGAUCACUUAGUGUAUUGGUCAACAGGUUCAAGGUCACGCCCAUCCUGGCUGAUUUGCUCUUCCUGGUCCCCAUGCUUUCCUGCUGAAUAACAUAGCUGGCCACUUCCUAAAUCGAGGUGGGGUUGACCUGUGGUCAUCCACAAAUUGUUUGUAAAUCUAACUAAAUUUAAAUUCUACUGUGAGCCCAGAAAUCAAUGUUUCCUUAUGGCAUCUCAUGCUUCCGAAGGUAUGUGUAGGAAUGUGUGAGAGUGUGAGAUUGCAUGCUAAUGCAUAGGUCUCAGAAACAGUGAAUGACACUUUACAUAAUUGGGAAAUAAAUCUAGAGGGAGGGUGACUGAAAUGACUGAAAUGUUUCAAAAGGACAAUUAGGGGUUGACAAUAAAUGCAGACUUUGCUGGAGAUGCAUGCACACCAUAAAAUAAUUCCUUGAUAUAAAACGGUUCACAUGCAGAUUUAACUAGAUUAGUUAAUGAUGAUUGGGUUUUGCGCCCAGGACCGGCGGGAUGAGUGUCUCUGGGCAGCACUGAGAUAUUGCAAUGUGUUGAGACGAGGCAAGCCUGGCCACUUUACUUCCUGCUUUGCAAGCGAGGUCCUGACCCGCACAUCCCGGCGGAGGGUUUUUUCCUCCGUUUUCGCGAUGUUCACUAUCAGCGAAUCAAGUCCCCCUGGAGCUUUUCUGCUCAGUUGGCAGAAACUUUAAAACGGAAUAGCGAACGCCAGUCGUGAACCAGGCAGCCGCCAGGCAAACUUUGCGACGGGGCACUACAUUCUCCUGAACAUGGCCGCGCAAUGUUAUCUGUUUACAGGAUGCAACGCGCCGUACUGUAAAAGGCUAAAGUGUCGCGGCUGAGACAGGGGAGUCACCGAAGGGGAAACUUUUUGCAACAAAUUAACUCAUUUGCACCACGAAGAAAUAAACAAUCAGCUCCCAGUUUGGCUCUUGUCGCCUUUUCGCUGCAUCCAGAAGCGGGGCAAAGGGAUUGCAUGCGAUUGCAAGAGGCAGGCAAUGUUCGCUCUUCAAUGUGAACUAAAUGCCAAGCAACAUCCUCAAUUUACUGGAGGACAUCCAUCUAUUUUUCAUCAUUUUUGCCAACAGAGUGAGCAUGAAAGGCACUCCAGUUAGUAUGUUGGAAUUUUGCUUUCAAUGGACUGCCUUACGAUAUGCCACAGAGAUUUUAAUCAAGAUGUGAUGCAUCAAUCCAGAUUUCUACUUGAAUAAUGACAAGACUCAGAUGUGAAAUGAGAGUUUAACAGUUUGAAAUCCGCUAUUUUUUAAAAGAAAAUAUAUUUCUCAGGGAACUUGAGGAUUACAAGCCUUUUUUUUCCGAAUCUUGCAAGGAAUUUGGCAAUCUGUUUGUGAUCUCACCAUUGAAUUGCCUUAAGAACAAAUGAUGGGAGACCAACCCCCCUUCAAGUCGAAUCACACCGUCGACAACACAGAAAAUAGGUACUAUUCUCAACAGUCACAAUCCAGUCCGUUGAGUGGGAAUAUGAAUCAUAGCUAUGGAUCUACAGGCAUGGACACAUCUCAGUCUUCUCCAGCUUCACCUUGUUUUCCUUCAGAUUCAAGGGAAGCUGCAGUAGCAGGGACCAUGUCACCAGUUACCAAGAGCCUUAUGAUAGAACCACGAAGACCAAAUAAUUGGCCUCAUGCCAGUGCUGGCAAUCACAUUCAAAUGCAAAAUGACCUUAGUAAUUCCUCAUUGAUGUGGACCUCUGCUGCACAGGGCAGUACACCUGAUGGGUAUUCAUAUGCAUUUCCUUCUCCAGCAAACGACACAUCCUCACAGAAACUGACGAGUGACGUAUUGCACAAGUUAGACUCCUUCACACAGGUUUUUACAAAUCGCAACCUCAGGUUGCAGCAGGCGAACACCGUUGCCUCAAGCCUGCCUAGUCAGUCUGUGGGAGUUGAGAGUGUUCGGGACAGUGCCCUCCGACAACUGUUGUCACAGAAAGUUCCAGAUGAGCCACAGGCUGCCAUACAUUCAUUGCAGAGAUUUCAGCAUGCCCCAACGCAGCAAAUGCAUCAUACCUAUCCGAUAGUGCAGUCAAAGCAACAGUUACAAGCCAUCCAACAUCAUCAUCAGCAGCAGCAGCAGCAGCAGCAGCAGCAACAACAGAUGUAUUACGAGUUGCAGCAGUUGGCCCAAAUGCAGUCACAAUCGCAGCCGAUGUUACAGCACACACAGCCGCAUGUUCAGCAGCUGCAAGCUCAGCAGGUGUUGUCUCAACCAAUUCAGCAGCUACCGCAGCAACAAUAUUUUGUGCGUCAGCAGCAGCCCCAGCAGCAUGUGUCAGUGGCAGACAUGCAGCAGCAGCAGCAACAGCAGCAGCAACAGUGCCACAUGCAUUCAAUGCAGUUCUAUCAGCCACAGCAGAUCCUGUGCCAGUUACAGCAACCUGUGCAGCAACAGAUGCAACCUCCGCCACCUUAUCACAGAGACCAAAAUCAUAAGCCAAUGCAGCAGUCCCAGUACUCCCAAGAACAAACCAACCCUUCUCAACACAUUCAGAUAGCUGCACCCUCUCAGUAUUUCUAUCAGGACCAGCCACACUAUCGGCACAUGUACCAGCAAAAUCCGUUGCACCAUCUGCAAGAGGAAACUAUGCAGCAGAAACAACUCCAUGUUGAAAAUCGGAUACAGACUUCCCUCGGCCUCCAUAAGAGCACAUCUUCCUCAGUGGUCACAGAUGAGACGACAAGGAAGGAACUUAGUCAGAUGGGUCACCCAGGAGUUCCUAUGGUACCCCAAAGACAUCUUGUAGCACCACCCACUGUUUGUCAUGCACCCAUCAAGGUAUCUCAACAACAAUCUCACAAUCAUACAUGGUCUCAGAUUUCUCUGACAGACAUCAAGCAAGAGGACUUGUCCAUUGAACACAGUGGCCAGAGCAGAGUUCCUUUCCAAGAAAAGAUAGAAGUGAAAAGCAAGCUGAUAUGUACAAUAUGCUUCAAGGAAUUCAAGAGCCUACCUGCCCUGAAUGGUCAUAUGAGAUCUCAUGGUGGUCAAAAGACAUCUCCUAAACAGGAUGAAGGAGAGAAGCAGCCUAAAGAGGUGGAUCACCUCAUGCCCAUCAUCAUGCCUGUCUCUGUGCCUGUAAAGCCUCUGCCUGCUGAGCCCAGCAAGCAGACCACCAUUGCCAAGGACAAGCCUACCAACUCUGUGUCAGAUGAUGAGAUGCCAGUCCUCAUGAAGAUGACUGAUUCUCCACCACAAGCUCCCACAGUGGCCCAACCCUGCUCAUCCUCUGAGGUCGUUCGAAAGUGUCAACCCUUCAACCCACAAACAGAAAAUAACUUGAGAUCUCGGCAAGACAAGAAGAAGUAUCGACAUAGGCCGGAGCCUCUCUACAUCCCUCCACCUUUGGGCAACCUUUCUGCUUCGUAUCCUGGAGCUACACUGUACCAAAGUCAACUCCGCUCACCAAGAAUCAUGGCCGAUCACCUGCUGGACAGGACCCAAGAGAUCCCUCCCUACACUCCACCUCCAAUGUUAAGUCCAGUGAGACACGGCUCUGGCCUUUUCAGCAGCGUUAUUUCUUCUUCGCACAUUGGCAAUUAUACAACACUGCCAAUCACCCCUUUAACACCACGUAUCCUGCUUGGUCGAACUAAGAGCAUUGAUGCCACGACAAUAACCGCUGGACUUGGCGAGCACACUAUUGACAUUGAACCGCGAAUCAACAUGGGAAUGAGGUUUCAAGCCAUGAUCCCAGCUUUACAAGACAGGUCACUAGCUGAAAAAGAUGUCUCUAAAGCAGACUUGGUGUGGAAGCCUUGGUGUGAGUUGGAAAACCCAGAAGAACAACAAAAAGUGGAAGAUAUGUUGAACAUGGCUUGCUCUAGUGUGUUGCCAGGUGGUGGGACAAAUCGAGAACUUGCCUUACAUUGUCUUUUUGAGGCGGGUGGGGACAUUUUGAUGGCUGUGGAGAUUUUGCUGAUGAAGCUACCUAAUAAAGCCAAGCCCCAUCCAUUAGCAGACUAUCACUAUGCUGGCUCUGACAAAUGGACAACAAUGGACAGGAAAAUGUUCAACAAAGCUCUGAAAUUACAUAACAAGGACUUCUUCCUGGUUCAGAAAAUGGUAAAAUCAAAGACAGUGGCACAGUGUGUGGAAUACUACUACACUUGGAAAAAGGUCUUGCGAUUAGGUCGAAAGCACCGAACACGCCUUGCAGAAAUGGAGGCGGAGGUGAUGUUUAGUGGUGAAGAUGAAGAAUUGGAGGACGAGGAUGAUUAUGAUAGAAAAUCAGAUCGAGAUGAGGAGAAAACAGAAGUGCCGAAGUCCCCAUUACAGCUUGUGCUGGUUCCCGUGGAGCAGCCAGUCAUUCAAGGGCACACGUUUAUGUGUGAAAUGCCAAAUUGUGGUGCAAUAUUCAGCUCCAGACAAGCAUUAAAUGGCCAUGCACGGAUUCACGGUGGUUCUAACCAGGUCCCAAAGCAAGCGUCUGCAGCUAAACUUAAAACAGGAGGACCCCAGCCAGGCUAUGCAUCUGUCAAAAAUUCUCCUGCACAUAGCACAAGUAGUGAAACAGAUGCUGCUACAAUAUUCCCUUGCAAGGAAUGUGGAAAGAUGUUCUACAAGAUCAAAAGUAGAAAUGCUCACAUGAAAACCCAUAAACAACAGGAGGAUCAGCAGCGGCAGAAGACACAAAAAGCCCUUGGAGCUGCUGAAGUAGCAACAAUAACCAGGCCUGCUUCACCAAUGCUACUUCACCCAGAUCACAUGAGUAUGGUAAAGCGACAAUUGGAAAUAGAGGAUCAUGACAUCAUUCGGGACUUGGAAGAUGUCAUGGAUGAAUCGAAUAUCAUAGAUGGAGAAUUUCUCCAGGAUGAUGAAUUGUAAAUGUCUUUAAAGCAACUUUCAAAAUAACGCGGAAUAACUUUCACAUAGAAUAAGUUGGACAAAACUGCUUUUUGUGUUUUUAAGUCAUCAGGAAGUGCUUAGGCUGGUUCAAAUGCAGUAUGCAGAAGAAUCCCAAGAGAGUUGCACAUGGAUGGAAAUGCUCGAUCCGCUUUUUGCCAUUUAUACCUUUACAUAGGCUAAACACAGCCUCAUGGACUAUUAUUUUCCCUUCCAGCUGCUUGUUUAAAGUUACUUCGAAGCAUUGAAGCCAAACGGGUUUUUUGCUAAAAAGGUUUUUUGUCGAGUGAAAGUUUCAGAAAUUAUAUUGUCUACUUUUCUAUAAAACAAAACAAAAAAAGCUGUAAAUAAGGUUCAAAAUUAUAUAUAUUUUAAAUUGUUAAAUCUGAUUUGUUUACGCAUUUAUUUAACUGCUGUUCCUUGGUGUUAUCUAGCAGGUAUGGUGUAAAUACUUUAUAUCCCAAAAUUCUAUUGCAAAAGCAAACUAUUUUUGAAAGUAAAAGUGUCAAAGGGAGUGAGAGAAUGCAGAUCUUUCAUUCGGGUUGUUUUCUUUUAUUACAAUGAUGUACAGACUUAUUAAAGCUUUAUUUUAUUAAUUUGGGGGUACAGAUUGUGGUCAGAUUGCAUGCCUUUUACUCCAUAAUGUAAUUUAUUUUUGUUAUAUUUGCACUGUAAAUGUUUUUUCAAGUAUGUGAGGAGAACCUUCCAUACAUUUGUAGUCACUAGAGCCAGGAUGUUUCGGCACUAAAAAACUCUGAAAGAGGCAGGCAAAAGGCAUAAUAAAAUUACAAAAAAGGCUUGAAAAGGCAUUUAUUGACCAAAAAAAAAAGGCAUAACAAGGCAUGUAUUUCCACCACCAAAAUAUGGUUAAAAAUGAUAAUAUAAAGGUAUUCUACAUUAAAUGACCAAAGUUGCCUGGUUGACAUAAUUACUAGCAUUUUUUUCCAAAUGAUCUUGUGUUAAACUAUGCGGUCUGUCAGGCAGAAUAUGCUUGUGAAAAACAUCUUUCUACCUCAGCUGAGGUCAUUGGUGCAUACCCGAAACAAGCUACCGACUCUAUAUUCAUGUCAAUAUCUUGUGCAUUACAACUACCUUUGAGAACUUUAGCUCUGUUUUGUAUUUCUUCAAGAUCUUUGUUAGCUAAAAUCACUCUCGCAUUUUCCUUGUAUGUCUUUACCUACAUCGCCAGGAACUUUACGAAUAUCGUCAGUUACUUUGUUGAAAACCUGCAAGUUAUUCACUAAUGUUUUGCCACGUUUCUCAAGGGAAGUGAUAGCUUGAGGGAAGUUUGCAAAAUUGGAAGCAAUAAACACAAGAUUGCAGUGGAGGGAAUUUUUCUGCAUGAUUUCACUGACAGUCCUGAUUGCAGCAGAUUCUUCUUUCUUAAAACAGUUAACGAUUUAUUUUAUCUUUUCAAAAUUUGCAGCACAGUAAGUACAGCAGAGAGCCAUGUACCCCACCUUUGGGCUCUCAGUUUUGCUCUCCUAAUCUGAGGAAAGACAUUCUUGCCAUAGAGGGAGUACAGAGAAGGUUCACCAGGCUGAUUCCUGGGAUGUCAGGACUUUCAUAUGAAGAAAGACUGGAUAGACUCGGCUUGUACUCGCUAGAAUUUAGAAGAUUGAGGGGGGAUCUUAUAGAAACGUACAAAAUUCUUAAGGGUUUGACAGGCUAAAUGCAGGAAUAUUAUUUCUGAUGUUGGGGAAGUCCAGAACAAGGGGUCACAGUUUAAGGAUAAGGGGGAAAUCUUUUAGGACCGAGAUGAGGAAAACAUUUUUCACACAGAGAGUGGUGAAUCUCUGGAAUUCUCUGCCACAGAAGGUAGAUGAGGCCAGUUCAUUGGCUAUAUUUAAGAGGGAGUUAGAUGUGGCCCUUGUGGCUAAAGGGAUCAGGGGGUAUGGAGAGAAGGCACGUACAGGAUACUGAGUUGGAUGAUCAGCCAUGAUCAUAUUGAAUGGCGGUGCAGGCUCGAAGGGCCGAAUGGCCUACUCCUGCACCUAUUUUCUAUGUUUCUACCUAGUCAAAACGGGCUUAGGAGGUAGCGGAAUCUCGGGUGCCAUUUCCUUAAACAACUGCAGACGUGACGGUGCUUUGAGGAAGAUUUUCUUGACAUUGGAAACUAGGCGAUCGACAUUUGGAAACAAACUACGUAUGUGUACGGCAAUUCUAUGAAGCCCUUGUGCUAAGCAUGUCAAAUGCAACAUUUUGGGGAAUAAAACAUUAAGAGCACGAGCAGCUUUUUUCAUGUAAGGAGGUGCAUGAGUCACAAACUGAAGAACAUUCUCGUGUUUUAUACCUUCUGGCCAAAGUACAGCAAGUGAAGAUGUAAACAACUGAGCAAUAGUUGAGCUGUUUGACUUCUCCAAUACUGACCUGCCUCCAGUGUACCGACGACCACAUUGGCAACAUAUCUCCCCACAGCAUCAGCUGUCUCGUCUAUUGAAAUCCAUAUUUUGUUGCAUGCAACUUCAGCACUAAUUUUUUGCACAGCAAUGUUGAAGUUGCUGUCAACAUAAUUUUUCCGUAAUGAUGACUCGCUUGGUAUAUGUUCCUCUGUAUUUCUCUAAAAAAACCUCUGAGAGAUUUGUUUUCCAAUUUCCACAGUGGAAUUCCAGCAUCAAUGAAUGCCUUGCACUGAUCACUCAAACUCAGAUUUGCAACUGAAGCCAGCAGUAAAUGUAGUGAGGAGACAAACUUGGGUAUUUUGCUUGGGUUGUCUACAUCUCAGUGGUAUCAACAUUGACUUCUUUAAUUUUAGAUAGCCCUUGUCUUCUUCCCUCUCCCCCUCACCCUUCCCAGCUCUCCUUCUGGUCCUACUGUCCCCCUCUCAUCCUUUCUUAAUAUUAAUGUGUUAACAUAGAAAAUGUCAUUGUAAUCACGGUACAAUUAGAGAAAAAAGCACAACAUUUUAGCAAAAAAAAGGCUGAUUUAGGCACAUGGCAUUUAUGGCAAAAUCCUGGCUCUAGUAGUCACCUUUCAUCUAUAACUGAAUGAGAUGUAUUUGUCAAAUUAUGAAUGAAGCACUAUGUAUAGAUCAGUGAAUUACUUCACUUGUAACAUGCUUUUAAUUGUACAGCCAAAAAGGAUUUUUGUGCCAUGUUCUUGGGAAGGCUGCAUUUAAAAAAAAAAAUGAUGGCAUCUUUAGAAUUGGCAGUAUUUUUUUGUGAAUUUAGUAUUCACUUUAGCAGGUAGUGCUUGAAUCGUGUACCAGAGGGGUUUUUUUUAAAGAAUGUGAUGGGAUUAACUGA
Molecule: messenger RNA, 9186 nt
Organism: Leucoraja erinaceus (little skate)
Lineage: Eukaryota; Metazoa; Chordata; Chondrichthyes; Rajiformes; Rajidae
Product: transcriptional-regulating factor 1-like
Exons: 16
Coding region: 2462-5923 (1153 amino acids)
Biological process (GO): regulation of transcription by RNA polymerase II; negative regulation of DNA-templated transcription
Cellular component (GO): histone deacetylase complex; transcription regulator complex
Molecular function (GO): transcription corepressor activity
Source: RefSeq, a predicted model, not a curated record